Messenger RNA from Diatraea saccharalis (sugarcane borer), 495 nucleotides. The record is from the annotation of a GenBank genome assembly. Lineage: Eukaryota; Metazoa; Arthropoda; Insecta; Lepidoptera; Crambidae.
AUGAGGUGGUUGUGUAUAGUGCUCUGCUUUGGAUUAACUUUUUGCGACAACAUUACGAAUGAUGAACCUCCCGAAAUUGACUACUACUCGAUGCCAGCUCUGUCCGAGCUAGACGACUUUGACCUCUGCCUCAGAGAACCAGAAUCUGUCUACUGCAUAGUAGACUUUGUUCUGAUGGAAGAUGAUUCACCGCUGUACCAGUACAUAAAGGUGGAUACCAUGUCGGUCAGAUACUGCAAAACCCAAGGCGAUUAUAUUCCAGUAGACACAUUAGAUUAUAUUAUCGGAUCUAUUAUUUUACUCGUUUUAUUUCUCAACUUAGGAUGUUCUACCCAUUACUUCUUCUGGCCACCACAAACAAAACAAGUGAACCAAUACAUGUUGGCAUUUUGCAUUCAAAAGAAUUGGAAAGCGCUCAAAUAUGGAGGAAGCGCUGAAGGGGGCAUCUUCAAAUGUUUCCAAGCUUUGAGGUAUGCAAAAAUAGGACUUGAAUAG